Molecule: messenger RNA, 3116 nt
Organism: Pomacea canaliculata
Lineage: Eukaryota; Metazoa; Mollusca; Gastropoda; Architaenioglossa; Ampullariidae
Product: transmembrane protein 39A-A-like
Cellular component (GO): membrane
Source: RefSeq, a predicted model, not a curated record
GAUACCGGAAGUUGUUGCAAGCUUCUAAGGCAAGUGUUUACUUUCGUCUGUAAUAAGUAGAGAUGGUCUGUCUCAUAUAACUUGAGUAUGCCUGGUGGACGACGCAUAUUUUCCCGCAUUCAGCCAGGGUCAUCAUUCACAUCAUCAUCGAAAAAUGUUGGAUCAGCAGGAAGUCAUGGUGGAGACGACAGAGAACCUAAUCUUAUCCCCUUGGCAUCGAUGGUUGUGCCAAAACACGUUGUGCUGCCAGAGAUUUCAGGAGAUAAAAAUCUGUUCUUUGAGGUCACCAUGUACAUGUUUGGAAUGAUCAUAAUGGGGCUACAGUAUGUGAACCUGUACAAGACUGUUUGGUGGUUGCCUCACUCCCAUGCGAAUUAUGCACUGAAUUUUUAUUUGAUUGAUCCAUAUCUGGUGUCAUUUUUAGCAGUUCUGAUGAGCCGUCGACUUGUAAUUUGUUUUGUACAAGAGGUCCUGGUAUGUAAAUCAAGCAAGGGUGUAGUUUUCUGGAUGCUACAAUUGCUGAGGAUGAUGUUGCUGUUGGUGGUGCUGGCAUUACUGAUCUACACAGGAUACUAUGUCGUCAUACAACAUUCACCACUCUAUUCUUUAUUCCUCUGUUACCCUCUGGCUACCUAUAUCAUUUUGUUUGGGUUCUCCGUCAAACCAUUAUACAAGCGCAAUCUAGCAUGGCCUCGUCCUGUGGCUUGCACUGAGCGUACAAAUACAAAAAUUCGCAGCUGCAGUCGUAGUGAAACAUCCUCCCUAAAUUCAAGCAGUGGUUCCACUUCAGUGGGACCACCCACAUCCAGUCCGCCAACAGGCCCAUCAGAGAAAGAUCCAUUACUCUUUCACAGCUGUACUUUAACUCCAGAUGUUGUGCGAGAAGAGGUAGAAAUUCUGAAGACCGAUUUCAAUGAUCGCAUGAAACAAGUUCUGUUCAACUCCAUGGUUUGUGCCUACUACAUGGCCUUUGUGCCUCUUUGUUUUGCACAGCAUACAAUCUUCUACCAGUCGCAGUUAUUUCAGAACACUCUGUACUAUGACACCUGGUGGGUCGGGCAACAUGUAUGUCUAACCUGGCUGAGCGCCUUUUUGAUGUUAGUCACUCAUUUCCUGUCGCCAAAGUACUUGGAUCUUUUGCACCGUAGUGCAGUCCAUUUAGGGAGGUGGCAGAGAGUUGAGGGCAGACAUGUUCACGUUCCUUACAGCGCCUGGUCUGAGCUGCAGGUGUGGCCCCAGGGAGCAUUGGUGAAACAUGUUCGUGGACUCUUCAAGGCUGAUGGUAUCAAUGUCACAGCCGAGCCUGGCAACAGCAUGCAUGCUCGUUUCUAUAUGCUGUUCAACCAACCUAUGCGUGUCAUGACGUGGCUGCUGGUGUUGGCCUGGAUGUUGGUGCUGUAUCAGUUGUUGCGGCUCAUUCAAUGCAGCGAGUGGAGCCAUGUGCUGUGCAUGGCUUUGGCUCUUUUCUGCAAUUUCUAUACAGUCUUCAAGCUCAUGCGCAACUGGUUCAUUAUGAGUAAAACAUACCGUGAUCACGAUCCUGGGGCCAGCUCCCAAUGACACAGAAAGAACAAUGUUCCUGGAAAAUAAAGUAUUUUAACUCAUUUGUGACAUCACAUAAAGGAAAUGUCAAGGUAUGGAACUUUAAAAAAAAAUGUAUCCUGCGUCUGAAAGCAGCAUUUCUUUUCAUAGAACACUAGUUAGUGCACAGGUCAACAAUUCUUGAAAUAACUAUAUCAAGCUUUUGGCAGCAAGAGCUUAGGACUUAGGCUGAAAGACAGGCUAUAGACUGGUAAUGAAUGGCAAAAUUGUAAGCGAUCCCUGGUAAAAUAGAAAUACAAAAAUUAUCUCAUGGAUAAACUCCUUUCUGCCGUCUGUUACUCUUAACACUUUGUUGUAAUUCUGUUCAGAUCUGACAGGUGGAGACAAAGGUUUAAGAAAGUGGACUCUUCUGUCUUCUAUUCUUUGGGGUUGUUGUUUUUUUAAUACAACUGGUUCUACUUCAUGGGAUGUUACAAAUGAAAAUAAUUAGAGAUAGAGCAUAUACUGAAGAUCCUCUAGUCUUCUUGAUCAUAUUAUGGUCAUUCAAAUCUGUAUAUGUGUCAUCAUCGCAUGCUGCAUUCGUCUUGUCGUCUCUGCCUAUAGAUGCCAUAGGGAGGGUGAAACACCCACUCUCCUAUACCCACACCCCUAGGGUAAAACCCAAAAAAACUGCUUUACACUUAAAUUUUCUGGUGUUUUUGAACACUUAAAGUUGCAUCAUACACUGCAUGCAGGCCAUGUUUGAUUCUUAGCAGAAGGUUUAUAUAUGAGAAAUGUUCUUAAAUUUUUACUUCCAUCAGUUACUGUUAAUUUAAUUAUGUGGUGCUUCAUUUAUUUUAAUUAUGAAUGUUUUCAAGAAGAGGGUUGGAUGGGGGUAUGUUUGUAUUUUGCUUUCAACUUCCUUAGGCACACUUUGAUUUGAAGGUGGUUUCAACCCAAAUAAAAUUGGGAGUGUUAGGAAAUAGAAUAUGUUGCUAAUAAUGUUAUCAUUUUCUCUUUCUGUUUUUGAACCCACAAGAAUUAUUUAAAAAUAACCAUUUCAUACAUAAAAGCAUUCAUCCACCCACUUAACCUUAUCAUAAUUCUUUCAAAUUUCAUCAAAAAUGUUUUGUUGGCCAAAAAAUGGUAACAUUGGAAUCUCAUUCCUUUACCAUCUGCCAUUCAAUGCUUACUGUACCAGCUAUAUGUUUACAGCAGGAAUCAUCAUUGAAUUAUUUUGGCAUAUUUUUUAAGUAGCACAGAAAAACCUGCAGAUUUUGUUUUGACUGUCUUUGUGCUGUCUCAAAACUGUUAUAAAAAAUUGCACAGGAAAAAUUUAGCGUUCUACUAACAGUUAUUGACUCUGAUUUUGAACAAGAGCAUUUUAAAAUUCACAUGUUGACAACAGCAUUGUUGACAAUGAAAACAUCAUUUAAAGUGACAGGCACCAUCAGAGAAACGCAAUAAGGUCACAAAAUGUGCAGGAAAUCACAGACUGUGCCCAGUGGAAAAUAUAUUCAGUUACAAGAGUGAAGGAUGUCAUGUUUAUGAAUGUUUAAGAAAUUAAUGUGUAAUUACAAUGAACAAGAAUGAUU